GAACUUUUCCCGGGACACACACACACACGCACACACACACAAAGACACACAAAGACACGCAGACGCACUUGAGUAGUCCACGCAACACACGGAAGACUGUCGUGUUUUCCUCGUUGUCGUUUCCACCGUGGAAAGAAAACCAAAAUCGCCACCAUGUCGAAAGGAUGCAUAACCGUCACCAAGUAUUUUCUGUUCCUCUUCAACCUCAUCUUCUUUGUCUUCGGAGCAUUGAUCAUGGGCUUUGGACUGUGGGUUCUCCUCGAUAAUCAGAGUUUCAUUUCUGUUUUACAGGAGUCAUCAGACACAGUGAAAGUGGCGUCCUACAUCCUCAUUGGAGUGGGUUCUUUGACCAUGGCCAUGGGCUUCUUUGGCUGCAUUGGAGCCAUCUAUGAAAUACGUUGUCUCCUCGGUUUGUAUUUCACCUGCCUCCUGCUCAUCCUCAUUGCCCAAGUUACUGCUGGAGUUCUCAUCUACUUUCAGAGGGAUCAGUUGAAAAAUGAGAUGUCCAACAUCAUAAAGAGCAUGAUAAUCCAUUACACCGGCCAGAACAGAACAACCGAGCAAACUUGGGACUACAUUCAGAGAACGAUGGAGUGCUGUGGGUGGACCGGGCCCGGGAACUGGUCUGACAACAUUUUGAUCAGUAACAGCUCUCAGAAUCUCUAUCCUUGUUCCUGUCGCAAUGAGUCCCUGCCUGGCACUGACCUCACGCUGCAGGGCCUGUGUGAGCACUUGUCCACAGAACUUCCUGUCUACGAAACGGGCUGCGUAACAAGUGUGGAGAAAUGGCUGCUGGAGAACUGUGGAAUUAUUCUUGGAGUCUGCGUUGCAGUAGCAGUUGUGGAGCUUCUUGGGAUGAUCCUCUCCAUGUGUCUGUGCCAGAGUGUGGGCCAGGAAGAUUAUACCAAAGUACCCAAGUACUGAUUAACUCUAACUCUCUCUCACACACACACACACACACACACACACACACACACACACAGAUGAACUCCUCCCUUCUCUUACUCUUUUUACUCACACACACACACACACUUGUAUUUCUUGCCAUCUUGAGACCUCAGAAAAAGGCCUCCAUCUUUAGGACCACCCUUUCUGGACAUAUAAAUAUUUGUAUUUACAACAUUAAUAAUAUAUACGUACUAUGCAAAUAUAAAAAAAGGAAAGCUUUUAGUUAACUUUUUUGGGGGGGGGGCAAUUUUUUUGGGUAAUUGUUUUUUUAAUCUUCAUUUUUACUCCAAGUUAUGACAGUAAGUCUCUAUAAAUAUAUUUAUUUUAUUUUUUUUAAUUGUUUUGGCAAAAGGGGUCGCAUUUAAAUUUCAUAACACACACUUGUUAUUAAAUGGGUUGUACUUGUAUAGCGCUUUUCUACCUUCAAGGUACUCAAAGCGCUUUGACACUACUUCCACAUUCACACACACAUUCACAUACUGAUGGAGGGAGCUGCCAUGCAAGGCGCCAACCAGCACCCAUAAGGAGCAAGGGUGAAGUGUCUUGCUCAGGACACAACGGACGUGACGAGGUUGGUACUAGGUGGGGAUUGAACCAGGAACCCCCGGGUUGCGCACGGCCACUCUUCCACUGCGCCACGCCGUCCCCUAUUACAUAUUACCAGAGGGGGCGCACUUCAAAAAGAAAAAUUGCACACACUUGUUAUUUCAUAUGUUGACCAGAAUAUGUUUUGAUAGAUUUCACCACCAGGGGUGCAAUUGAGACAUUCUCCAUUAGAUGCAAUGCUUGUCCGUAUUGGGACCAUGAUUUAUGUCUUCAUUGGUCCUCAUAUGGAAGCUACUUUUCCUUGAUGUCUCAAGAAGGGUAGAAAUACAAGAACACACACACACACACACGAAGGCAGCUGCCACCUGCCUUGACAGCUGUGCAGACUCCUCAAGUUUGUCACACCUGUCCACCACCCUUCACGUUGUCUUAUUGUAAUUACUACAUUGUCGUUGUUACUACUCUAUAAGCCUUUUAAAGGGGACUAUGGUUUGUUGGCUUCUCUUUUACUGUCCCAUGUUGCAUCGUUAGCUAUUUGUCUUGUCUUCCGCUGACCUCAAUGAAGCGCUUAACAGAGUAGAAAAGGAGAGCCAGCACUUUAGUCAGACGUUCUUAAAGACGAGUGGGAGCCCAGUGGAAUGAAGCCCACUCUCUGAUCCCGGGUGGAGGAGGCGGGGCUGCUGUGGUUGAAGCCUUUUGUCUUCAUGGUACGCCCGCCUCGUCCUCCCCCCGCGGUCGGUUGGCCACGUCGCAAAGUCACAUGACGCUUGAGCAUGUGUGUGUGACGUGUGGGCCUUCUUCAGUGUUCCUUACCAUGGUGUAUUUACACCACUCGUAUACACCAGUGUGUUUGUCAUGCCAUGGUGUAUAUACCAGUGUGUUUGUCAUGCCAUGGUGUAUAUACCAGUGUGUUUGUCAUGCCAUGGUGUAUAUACCAGUGUGUUUGUCAAGCCAUGGUGUAUAUACCAGUGUGUUUGUCAUGCCAUGAUAUAUAUACUAGUGUGUUUGUCAUGCCAUGGUGUAUAUACCAGUGUGUUUGUCAAGCCAUGGUGUAUAUACCAGUGUGUUUGUCAUGCCAUGGUGUAUAUACCAGUGUGUUUGUCAAGCCAUGGUGUAUAUACCAGUGUGUUUGUCAAGCCAUGGUGUAUAUGCCAGUGUGUUUGUCAUGCUAUGGUGUAUGUACCAGUGUGUUUGUCAAGCCAUGGUGUAUAUACCAGUGUGUUUGUCAACCAAUGGUGUAUAUACCAGUGUGUUUGUCAAGCCAUGGUGUGUUUGUCAAGCCAUGGUGUAUAUACCAGUGUGUUUGUCAAGCCAUGGUGUAUAUACCAGUGUGUUUGUCAAGCCACGGUGUAUAUACCAGUGUGUUUGUCAUGCCAUGGUGUAUAUACCAGUGUGUUUGUCAAGCCACGGUGUAUAUACCAGUGUGUUUGUCAAGCCAUGGUGUAUAUACCAGUGUGUUUGUCAUGCCAUGGUGUAUAUACCAGUGUGUUUGUCAUGCCAUGGUGUAUAUACCAGUGUGUUUGUCAAGCCAUGGUGUAUAUACCAGUGUGUUUGUCAACGCAUCGUCUGCAUUUGUACAUUUUGCUGAAAAGUCUCACGCGGCACAGCGACGGAGCUGACAAAGGUCAUUCAAGAUGGCGGUACAGAAAAAAAAUCCUCAUUUGAUACCAAGAUGAACGUGUUUCACUCAAAUCAACUGGACAUCUAACAUGGACUCAACAUCAUUUAAUUUCAACAAGUAAAAACAUCUUCCUGCCUAAUUUAGUAAAUAUUUUACCAUUUAAUUAUGCAGGAAACUGGCCGAAUAAAAACUGCAUUUUUUUUUCUAUCCUUAAUUUAAGAGAUGAAGGCUUUUUUAUACUGUUUAAAAUGUUUGUUUUUUUACUAUCUUAAAGAAAUGUAGUAGAAAAGUAUGUGGAUUUGUAAGCCAUCUUGUUUUAAUGUAUUGUUCUUCUUACAGAAAACUAGUAUUAAACAUGAAUACUCUUGUG
This is a messenger RNA of Nerophis ophidion (straightnose pipefish), 3485 nucleotides long. Its product is annotated as CD82 antigen-like. The transcript is spliced from 9 exons. Bases 154 to 924 code for a protein of 256 amino acids. Gene Ontology annotation, cellular component: membrane. The record is from RefSeq and is a predicted model, not a curated record. NCBI's taxonomy places the organism in Eukaryota, Metazoa, Chordata, Actinopteri, Syngnathiformes, Syngnathidae.